Molecule: messenger RNA, 824 nt
Organism: Formica exsecta
Lineage: Eukaryota; Metazoa; Arthropoda; Insecta; Hymenoptera; Formicidae
Product: endocuticle structural glycoprotein SgAbd-8-like
Exons: 2
Coding region: 312-710 (132 amino acids)
Cellular component (GO): chitin-based extracellular matrix
Molecular function (GO): structural constituent of chitin-based larval cuticle
Source: RefSeq, a predicted model, not a curated record
UAAAGUUUCUGAUACGUAUUCCGAAUCAUGGAAUAAAAGUAAAAGAAAACAUUCCUUUUGUAGCGUGUGCGUCAGUCUAUAAUAAAGUUCGAACCGGUAUCAUCGAGUGGCAUUUGAAGCAAUACGUCGACGAUAGCACAGGAUACCUCUAUCUAUAAAAGGCGAAUGCAAUAGAUAAACGCUCAGUAGUACCGUGUAUGUAAUAUCUGGAAAACGAAGCACAGUUGAAGUAAGAGUUUGGAAUCGCCUGUCAGUUGAAUCACGAAUCAAGCGUUAGACGAGUCCCUAAUCCAUCUCCGAUCCCGCUCAGGAUGAAUCCGCACGUAAUUAUCUUGCUGAGCCUGGCGGCAAUAAUAUCGGCGGCGAAUGAGCCGAUAGCCAUCAUCAAGCAGGAACAGGACAUUAGCCCGGACGGUAGCUUCUUCACGAAAUGGGAGAGCGCGAACGGGAUAACCUUCGAGGAACGGGGCGUACAAAAGAACCCCGGCCAGAAGGACAAAGAGGCUGAGGAGGUGCGCGGCUCGGUGACGUGGACCGCGCCUGACGGACAGAAGAUUAAUCUCGGCUGGCUGGCGGACGAGAACGGCGCCACUUUCCAAGGGGCGCAUCUGCCGACCCCGCCACCCCCGCCGGAAAUUCCGCCCAUCAUCCAGCGCGCCCUCGACUGGAUAGCCGCUCACCCCUACAAGGAGGAGAGAAACAAAGUUUAAUCGCUGACGUGCCUUUGCUACGAACAACGUUGAACAAUCAUGUUUCAGUUGUACAUGUUUAACUUGACAUCAUAUGUAAAAAUAAAAAGGAUAUAAAAGUCAUAUAUAUAUAUA